Messenger RNA from Mangifera indica (mango), 1702 nucleotides. Its product is annotated as BTB/POZ domain-containing protein At3g05675-like. The transcript is spliced from 2 exons. NCBI's taxonomy places the organism in Eukaryota, Viridiplantae, Streptophyta, Magnoliopsida, Sapindales, Anacardiaceae. Bases 66 to 1469 code for a protein of 467 amino acids. The record is from RefSeq and is a predicted model, not a curated record.
GUCACAAAAUUGUACUACCUUCUUCCUCGAUCACUUCACCUGCCAAAAUCGAUUAAUCCUAGAAAAUGACAAACAAUAAAAAACGACAACGCGUGCCUCACCACCCUACCUCCACGCUUUACUCGGCUGACACUAGCCGCUCUGAAUCCUCUCUGAAACUCUGCCGCCUCACAUCCAAUUCCUCCUUCAACGACAACUCGACCGCCGACGUCAUCCUCCGUCUGUACGUGGAUUCAUCUUCCCCUUUCGUCUGGGAUUCCACCGCCGAAGACGAGGUCCAGAUCUACCUCCACUCCGACCUCCUCCACCGCUCAAAAUACUUCGCCGCUCUUCUCUCCGAUCGUUGGCAAAAUCCGGUCUCUAACAUCAAUGGCAUCAACUCCGAUAACGAUAAGAAAUUCAUCCGUCUCAAUUUCGACGUGUCAAGUCCUACGCCGAGCUCAAUCUCCGAUCACAUGACAGUCUUGCAGCUUCUUUACACAGACGAUUUCUCUUCAGUUAUAAAUUCUGUCACCGUAGCUCUCGAUUUGCUCCCCGUCGCUUUAAAAUUACUCUUCGAAGAUUGUGUUAAAGCGUGCGUAAAAUUUAUCGAAGCAGUACCGUGGACUGAAGAGGAAGAAAAGAGAGUUAUAGAAAUAAUUCCUUUAAUACGUGAAGAACAAUCUAGAGAGCUCUUAUCUAGGCUUUAUGCACCCGAUGAUUCGUGCGAAGAGAUGCUUAACGGACUAAUUAUGUCAGCAAUUCACAACCAUCCGAACACAGCCUCCGUGAAGGCGUUUGUGGCGAAGCUACUGAGAGAGUUCGCAUCGAGGGAGUCAGCCAGGCGUGUGUUGGAGAGGGCGUUUGAGGAGAGUUUGAAGGUGGUGAAAGAGAGUUUGGAGGAGUAUUCGAGUCCGGAUUUUAGAGGGGAUACGUGUGAGACGGAGGCAAUACAGAGAUUGAAUUUGCAUACGGCGAUGACGAAUGGGCGGCAUUUGGUGUGGUUGGUGGAGAGGAUGAUUGAGUUGAGAGUGGCGGAUAGUGCGGUGAAAGAGUGGAUCGAGCAGGCGGAGUUCACGGUGAAUUUGCAGCGCACGUUUCGGGAUGAUGCGUGGAGGAACAUUGUGCCUGGUUUGCCAUCUGUUGUGAUGAGAUGUACUUGUAAGCUUGCCAAUGGGGUCGCUGGGGGCACUAUUUUGGCUACUAGACAGGUUAGGAUGAAGCUUGUAAAAGAUUGGCUUCCUGUUCUAAUUGUUUGCAAAGACAAUGUCUCACCUUUGGUGCCCAGUCAGAAAGCACUCUACCUGGACCUUGAAGAGACAUUCCUUAGAAUCAUUUCCACGCUACCUAUGUCAGAUGCGCAAGAGUUGUUGCAACAGUGCCUUAGUUUCUCCACCAAAAAUCUGGAAGAUUGUCCUCACUUAAUUAGGGCAUUUAAUACCUGGUUCCGCCGAGCAACUCAGCCCUCACUAACAGGUGACCAUUGUUAGAAUUUAGAAUUACAUGCAUUGCUUCCGCAGCCUUUGUUUUAUAGGCAUAGACUUCACUGUCUUAUAUUGUGCACAAACAAUGGAAUGUGACUGUGUAGAAUAAUAAGGAUCUUUCCAUUUUUGGAACGGAAGCAAAUCUAAAUGCUUCUGAUAAUGUUCCUUUGUAAAGCUGUUUGCACCAUGGCACAAACCCAACCAAAUUGUUGAAGAGAAAGGCAUUAAUCUGGGUGUAA